Molecule: messenger RNA, 1801 nt
Organism: Phalaenopsis equestris
Lineage: Eukaryota; Viridiplantae; Streptophyta; Magnoliopsida; Asparagales; Orchidaceae
Product: T-complex protein 1 subunit alpha
Exons: 17
Coding region: 1-1638 (545 amino acids)
Biological process (GO): protein folding
Cellular component (GO): chaperonin-containing T-complex
Molecular function (GO): ATP-dependent protein folding chaperone; ATP binding; ATP hydrolysis activity
Source: RefSeq, a predicted model, not a curated record
AUGGCGAUCAUAGCUCAGACGCCGGACAUUCUCGGUGAGCGCCAGUCGGGUCAAGAUGUUCGAACUCAAAACGUGGUCGCGUGCCAAGCGGUUGCCAACAUUGUCAAGUCGUCACUCGGUCCUGUUGGGCUCGACAAGAUGCUAGUUGAUGACAUUGGUGAUGUGACUAUUACUAAUGAUGGGGCUACAAUUCUCAAGAUGCUAGAAGUGGAGCAUCCAGCUGCCAAGGUUCUUGUAGAAUUAGCCGAGCUUCAGGAUCGUGAAGUUGGAGAUGGGACAACUUCCGUUGUUAUUGUAGCUGCGGAGUUGCUUAAGAGAGCAAAUGAUCUUGUUAGGAAUAAGAUUCAUCCAACGUCAAUAAUAAGUGGAUACAGACUAGCAAUGAGGGAAGCAUGCAAGUAUGUUGAUGAAAAACUUGCUGUCAAGGUUGAAAAGCUUGGAAAAGACUCUCUUAUUAACUGUGCCAAAACCAGCAUGUCUUCAAAGCUUAUUGGCACUGAUAGUGAUUUCUUUGCAAAUUUGGUUGUUGAUGCUGUUCAAGCAGUAAAGGCAACAAAUGCAAGAGGUGAAGUGAAAUAUCCUAUCAAGGGCAUAAACAUUUUGAAAGCUCAUGGGAAAAGUGCCAGAGAUAGCUACUUGCUGAAUGGUUAUGCUCUGAAUACGGGCCGUGCUGCACAAGGAAUGCCAAGUAGAGUUGCACCAGCUAAAAUUGCAUGCCUUGAUUUCAACCUGCAGAAGACAAAAAUGCAAAUGGGUAUUCAAGUCUUAGUCUCUGAUCCCAGGGAACUUGAAAAAAUACGUCAAAGGGAAUCUGAUAUAACCAAAGAGCGUAUUGAAAAACUUCUCAAGGCAGGAGCUAAUGUUGUUCUCACAUCCAAGGGUAUUGAUGACAUGGCACUAAAGUAUUUUGUGGAGGCUGGGACGAUUGCUGUUCGACGUGUUCGGAAGGAGGACCUUCGUCAUAUUGCCAAGGCUACUGGGGCAACAGUGGUUACCACAUUUGCUGACAUGGAAGGAGAGGAAACAUUUGAUUCAUCAUUCCUUGGGCAGGCGGAUGAAGUUUUGGAGGAGCGUAUUGCAGAUGAUGAUGUAAUUAUGGUUAAAGGCACCAAAAACACAAGUGCAGUCUCAUUGAUCCUUAGAGGUGCAAAUGACUUCAUGCUUGAUGAGAUGGAUCGGUCUUUGCAUGAUGCAUUAUCCAUUGUGAAGAGAACUCUAGAGUCUAAUAUGGUUGUUGCUGGUGGUGGUGCUGUGGAAGCUGCUUUGUCUGUGUACUUGGAGAAUCUUGCCACAACACUUGGUUCUAGGGAGCAGCUGGCAAUCGCAGAGUUUGCUGAGUCUCUUCUUAUUAUACCCAAGGUACUUUCUGUGAAUGCUGCAAAGGAUGCGACGGAUUUAGUCGCAAAACUUCGUGCAUAUCAUCAUGCUGCUCAAACUAAAGCUGAUAAGCAACAUCUCUCCAGCAUGGGAUUGGAGCUUUCGAAGGGCACCAUACGCAAUAACCUUGAAGCAGGAGUAAUUGAACCAUCGAUGAGCAAAGUAAAGAUUAUACAGUUUGCUACAGAGGCAGCCAUAACAAUUCUGAGAAUCGAUGAUAUGAUUAAGCUAAUUAAAGAUCAACAGGAGGGUGAAGAUUAAGCCAGUCGAAGAUUUACCUGGCGAAUUAAGAUGUAUUGUGGUUGUUGAACAGGAUUAACAAUUUUGUGUCAGAUUCAUUUAUAUGUUUAGACUAAUUUAUAUUAACAUAAGGUUUUGUCUGUAUGAAAAUUAAUAGGGCAUGGAGGAGACAUUUUUUUGCUUA